UCUUCGUUUCUUGUCACCCGACUCACCUCGCCCCAAAUUCCUCUCUCUCCCUCGCUCUCGGAGAGAGGGAAAAUAUCAAGUUCUAGAGAGAAGAUUUAACGAGUCCCAGUUGACAACAUUCCGAUCACCACCUCUCCUCCUCCUCCUCCUCCCCCUCCGGAACUGACAACUUCCUUCAUUCUCUUCAUUUUUUUUUGCUUCUUUAAAAAUGGAGAGCAUGAAGAGUCCAUUCAAGGGAAUAAUAAAAGAUGUAAGAGGGAGAACAGCAUGUUAUAAGGAUGAUUGGGUUAGUGGACUGUGUUCAGGAUUAAGAAUUUUGGCUCCAACUUUCUAUAUCUUCUUUGCUUCUGCACUUCCUGUGAUUGCCUUUGGAGAGCAAUUAAGUAGAGACACAGAUGGAAGCUUGAGUACUGUGGAAACCUUAGCUUCUACUGCUAUUUGUGGAAUAAUCCACUCAAUUUUAGGUGGACAGCCAUUGCUGAUUCUAGGGGUUGCAGAACCUACUGUUAUAAUGUACACCUAUCUGUACAAUUUCAGCAAAGGAAGGGAAGAGUUGGGGCAGAAAUUGUUUCUAGCUUGGGCUGGUUGGGUUUGUGUCUGGACAGCACUCCUGCUUGUUCUUCUUGCAAUUUGUAAUGCAGCUACCAUCAUCUUUAAAUUUACAAGGAUAGCUGGGGAGCUUUUUGGCAUGCUGAUUUCAGUUCUUUUCAUUCAAGAGGCUGUCAGGGGAGUGGUUAGUGAAUUCAAUAUUCCUAAAGAUGAAAGUUCAAAACCGGAGAAGUACCAAUUCCAGUGGCGGUAUGCAAAUGGAUUGCUCUCUGUAAUUUUCUCAUUGGGUGUAUUGUUCACCGCCCUUAAAAGCCGUAGGGCAAGAUCAUGGCGAUAUGGCACAGGGUGGAUCCGAGGUUUUAUUGCAGACUAUGGAGUUCCCCUAAUGGUCGUGUUGUGGACAGCUUUGUCUUAUGUCAGACCCAGCGAAGUUCCUUCUGGGGUUCCUAGGAGAGUUCAUGUUCCACUUCUUUCGGAUGCUGAAUCAGUGCACCAUUGGACAGUAAUAAAGGACAUGGGGAAGGUUCCUUUGACAUACAUCUUUGCUGCCUUAAUACCAGCUGUUAUGAUAGCCGGCUUGUAUUUUUUUGACCACAGCGUAGCUUCACAGAUGGCACAACAGAAGGAGUUUAAUCUCAAAAAUCCAUCUGCUUACCAUUAUGAUGUCUUGUUGCUUGGUUUCAUGACAUUGAUUUGUGGGUUACUUGGACUACCUCCUUCAAAUGGUGUCCUCCCCCAAUCCCGCAUGCACACCAAGAGCCUUGCAGUUCUCAGGAGGCAGUUGAUUAGAAAGAAAAUGGUAAAGAGCGCAAAGGAAUGCAUAGGCCAAAAAGCAAGCAACUCGGAAAUUUAUGGAAGAAUGCAUGCUGUGUUUUUAGAAAUGGAUGCGCCUUCACCUGAUGUUUCAGUACAUAUGGAGUUGGAGAACUUGAAGCAGGCCGUCAUGAAAUCUGAUGAUGAAGAGGAUGCUAAAAAAAAAUUUGAUCCUGAGAAACACAUUGAUGCUUAUUUGCCUGUGAGAGUUAAUGAACAGAGAAUGAGCAACCUGAUACAGUCAAUCCUUGUUGGAGUAUCAAUGUGUGCUUUGCCUCUGAUAAAAAGAAUACCCACGUCGGUUCUAUGGGGAUACUUCGCCUACAUGGCUAUUGAUAGUCUUCCAGGGAAUCAGUUCUGGGAAAGGAUGCUGUUGCUCUUCAUCACUCCUAGCCGGCGUUACAAAGUCCUGGAAGGUGUUCAUGCUUCAUUUGUGGAGGUGGUGCCAUUCAAGCAAAUUGCUAUCUUCACAAUUUUUCAAUUUUUCUACCUUUUGAUCUGUUUUGGAGUGACAUGGAUACCCAUAGCUGGAAUAUUGUUCCCCCUACCAUUCUUCCUUCUUAUUGGCAUAAGGCAGCGCAUCCUUCCCAAGCUGUUUCAACCUAACCAUCUGCAAGAACUGGAUGCUGACGAGUAUGAAGAAAUUGCUGGUGCUCCAGCACGAAGCCGAAGCCUUUCCCUCAUGGAAAGAGAACCACUUGAUGUGGAUUCUGAAAAGAGUGAAGAUGAUUUCUAUGAUGCUGAGAUACUGGAUGAGAUGACAACCAACAGAGGCGAGUUGAAACUCAGAACCCAAAGCUUCAAAGAAGAUAGAUUACAUCAGGUCUAUCCACACGAACAAGGAUGACUUUUGAAUACAAUGAGUACCUCAACAACAAUUAGGAUAUACUAGAUAAUUACUACGAUCCUCUGUUUGACCUAAAGAACAUGAAACAAAGGGCCUUUUGAGCAAGAGUGUUGAAGAAUAUCACUUGUGUCGACGGACGGAAUCUGUUGCAGAAGAGAAAGAAUGCCAGAAAGAACAGUGUUAAUGAGGAGGCUUUAUAUAUAGCUUGUGAUUAUUUGCUCACAUAUAUCUACCGCGAAAAAGAAUUUUGAGAGGGAAGGAGAAAUGAGAUACUAUUAGGAAUGCAGAAACCCUCAUAUUAUCCCCAACGAAAUUAGUGAAAUUUUUAUUAUUAGUAUUGUUUUUUUUUACUUGAACAGAUUGAUAGUCAGAAAUUUUAGAAAUCUUUCACA
Molecule: messenger RNA, 2601 nt
Organism: Populus nigra (black poplar)
Lineage: Eukaryota; Viridiplantae; Streptophyta; Magnoliopsida; Malpighiales; Salicaceae
Product: boron transporter 4-like
Exons: 13
Coding region: 209-2209 (666 amino acids)
Biological process (GO): monoatomic ion homeostasis; transmembrane transport; monoatomic anion transport
Cellular component (GO): plasma membrane
Molecular function (GO): solute:inorganic anion antiporter activity
Source: RefSeq, a predicted model, not a curated record